Paramecium pentaurelia is the source of this 1048-nucleotide messenger RNA. The record is from the annotation of a GenBank genome assembly. NCBI's taxonomy places the organism in Eukaryota, Ciliophora, Oligohymenophorea, Peniculida, Parameciidae.
GAUGGAUGUAUAAUCUCCAGAACAAGUGAAUAAAUCCCGAUCAAAUUCAAAAUCAAANGCAUUUUUAAACUAAGAUAGAUUCUUUACAUGGAUAUAUAAUUAUGCAAUAGCAUAUGAUACUAAAAAUGAUCCUACUAAUUUGAAUGAAUUUGAAGUUAUCUAAAGGGUUUUUCCAUCUUUUUAUCCAGUAUCUCUUGAGUUUAAACAUGUAAAGGAUUAGAUUUAUUACUUUUUCUUUAUUAGUUAGUCUGCUUAAUUAGAAAUAGCAGCCUAUGAAAUAGUUAAGAAUUCUUAAAAAAAUUUUUUUCUUGAUUAUCACACAGCAGACAAUCUAAAAUUAUAAGGCAUGUUUUUCCCUCUUGAUUACACAUGUAGUGGAAUGGUAAUGACAGAAAAUUAAGUUGUUAUAUCUUUAAAUAAUUCUAUUUCAUAUGCUUUUAAUUAUUAGAUUGCUUGUUAAGAUAAUUAUUUGUGCCAGAUAACAUAAUUUAGCUAUAAAAAUAGUUAUCAAUAAUAUGGUAGUUGGAGCUUGAAAAAUGAAUAUCCAAGUUUAUUUGUCAGUGAAAACAUACUUUCUAUAAUUUAUUAGUCUGAAAAGGAUCAUGAAUUAUUGCUUUAUGAUUUAAAUGAUAAUUCUAACAAAACUGGACCCAUUUCAGCUAUAGCUUAUUUAAAGUCGAAGAACCUUGAAGAUCAAAAAAUAGUUUAAUCUUUUGUUUAUAAUUAUAAAGAAUAACUACAUUUAUUAAGUUCAGCAGAAGACAAAUAAAAAUUGCAACACUAUAUUAUAAGAAGAUCACCUUAGAUUUGUAUUGAGAAAUAGUCAAUUUCAUAAAAUGUGAAUAUUUCAUUGAAGAAUUAAAACUAGGAAAAAUUAGUAAAUUUAAAAUUGAAUAUUGAUUAAAUAAAAUCUGAUUCUUCUCAUUUUAAAAUAUGGAUAAUAUUGGUGAUUGUAUUAGUCAUUGUAAUAGUGGGAAUAUCAGUUAUAAUAUAUUGUUAAAAGAAAAGAAGAAGAUUAGUUAAAUAGAACUUAUUAAUAGAGGAUUGA